This is a messenger RNA of Diprion similis, 5405 nucleotides long. It is a transcript of the gene Fur2, whose product is annotated as furin-like protease 2. Gene Ontology annotation, biological process: protein processing. Gene Ontology annotation, molecular function: serine-type endopeptidase activity. The record is from RefSeq and is a predicted model, not a curated record. NCBI's taxonomy places the organism in Eukaryota, Metazoa, Arthropoda, Insecta, Hymenoptera, Diprionidae. The coding region runs from base 754 to 4686 and encodes 1310 amino acids. The transcript has 16 exons. Gene Ontology annotation, cellular component: Golgi membrane; trans-Golgi network.
GGCGAGCGCGAAGCAGUCCGUCAGUGCCGUGUUACACUUGGCUCGCGGUGGUCGGUAGCUCGGUUGCUGGUUCGCAUAGACAUCAUUUGACAAUUAAUCGGGAGUGAAUUGGUGUGUGCGCGUGUGCGUCCGUUCUAUCCGUGUGUACGUAUGCUCGGCGGUUCCAGUACGCCGCGAUCAUACUAUACACACAUGUUCGCGAAAGUUUGAAUCUCGGGAGAGGAUCGUGCGGAAAACCAUGUCACGCAGAACUACCAAAAGAUAACCGGGUCGCUGUUAGAAUAUCGGGAUAUUUUUAUUUAUUUUAUUUUACGUUCUUUUUUCCCUCAUCUUUUCGUUGUAAUAGAUCAAAUUUACCCCGCUGUAACGGACCACCGAUCGGCAUCGAUAUAUUGGGAUUCGCCAUCACGAUCCAACCUUCUUCUUCGGAUUUUUCUUGAAAAUUUCGCCGUAACGUUAUUUCCGAUAAAACGAUAAGGAUCCAUCGAUCGUGAAGUAUAUAUAUCAUACGUAGUGCCGACGAUGAGCAAAAUUACGUCUUGUUCGAUGAGUGUCCAAUUGUGAACCGGAUGAAAAGAAGAAAAGCAGUUUCAAAUUGAAAUUUGUAAAUUUCGAUCAGUGACCGUCGCGAUUAAAACUUCCGUUAUAUCUGAAGCGAGAAAAGAGAAAGAAAGUAUUGAGGAGCAAAAAACGAAUUUUAAUAAUCUGUGAUUUUAAAUUAAUCAAAAAUUAAUAACGAAAAAGUCUUCAAUCAUGAGUCCUACGGUCGUUUUUCUGUGCCUUGUGAUCCUGACGGCUGUAUCGGCGAAUCCUGGACCUAAACCACGGAUUGACAACCGGCCACCGACGAUUUACAUGAAUCAUUUUGCCGUUCACGUCCCGGAUGGUCCUGAAGCUGCUUCAGCUAUCGCGGAGAAACACGGAUUCGAAAAUCACGGACAGGUCGGCUCUCUGAAAGGCUAUUACCUCUUCUCGCACAAACACGUCCACAAACGGUCGGUUACAAUAAGCGAUCCUCAUCACGAGGCACUAAAAAAUGAGCCACAGGUACAUUGGGUUCAGCAACAGCAUGAAAGAAAAAGGAAGAAGCGAGACUUCAGCGGACCCUCAUUCAGUUUUAGCGACUAUCCAACCUUUUCUGAUGACUACAACCCCAGGCAAAAACAACAGUAUCAUCAGCAAAAAAAUCGCGGGGUUGCUUUUCAAAGCCUUUUCCCAGAUCCGCUCUUCAAAGAGCAGUGGUACUUGAACGGUGGAGCCAAGGAUGGAUACGAUAUGAACAUCGGACCGGCAUGGCAGAAAGGAUACACUGGUAAAGGUGUAGUUGUCUCAAUCCUCGACGAUGGUAUUCAGACGAAUCAUCCUGAUCUCGCUUAUAACUACGAUCACGAGGCUAGCAUAGACAUAAAUGACAACGACAAUGAUCCUAUGCCAAGAGACAAUGGCGACAACAAACACGGCACCAGAUGCGCUGGAGAGGUUGCUGCUAUAGCUUUCAAUAAUUACUGCGGAGUCGGUGUUGCCUACAACUCUAGCAUUGGAGGUGUUCGAAUGUUGGAUGGACCUGUCAAUGACGCCGUGGAAGCCAGAGCAUUGGGGUUGAACCCCGAGCACAUUGACAUCUACAGCGCAUCAUGGGGUCCCGAAGAUGAUGGUAAAACAGUCGAUGGUCCGGGACCAUUGGCAAGACGUGCCUUCAUCUAUGGCGUCACCAGCGGCCGCAGGGGAAAGGGUUCGAUCUUCGUCUGGGCGUCGGGUAACGGUGGACGUCAUACGGACUCUUGUAACUGCGACGGUUACACUAACAGCAUUUUUACAUUGUCGAUUUCAAGCGCCACGCAAGGCGGUUACAAACCGUGGUACCUCGAGGAGUGUAGCUCGACGCUGGCGUCAACUUACUCCUCCGGUACACCCGGGAACGACAAGAGCGUAGCGACUGUAGACAUGGACGCGAAACUUCGUCCUGAUCACAUAUGCACGGUUGAACAUACGGGUACUUCAGCAUCUGCUCCCCUAGCCGCAGGUAUCGCGGCUCUGGCUCUCGAAGCGAAUCCUAGCCUGACAUGGAGGGACAUGCAGUAUCUGGUAGUACUUUCUUCGAGGUCUGGACCCCUCGAAAAAGAACCCGGAUGGAUUUUGAACGGCGUUAAAAGAAAAGUAUCUCACAAAUUUGGAUACGGACUAAUGGACGCCGGGGCCAUGGUCAGCCUCGCUGAGCAAUGGACAAAUGUGCCCCCGCAGCAUAUAUGCAAGUCGCAGGAAAUCAACGAAGAAAGACCGAUCGAUCCCACCCCAGGAUACACGCUCAAUGUUCACAUGGAUGUCAGUGGGUGUGCGGGUACUUUGAACGAAGUUCGCUUCCUUGAACACGUUCAGUGCAAGGUAUCGCUGAGGUUUUUCCCUCGCGGUAAUUUGCGGCUACUUUUAACCUCCCCAAUGGGCACUACGUCCACUCUACUUUUUGAAAGACCCAGAGACGUUCUGAGCUCCAACUUUGACGACUGGCCUUUCCUCAGCGUUCAUUUCUGGGGUGAAAAGGCUGACGGACGCUGGACCCUACAGAUCAUCAACGCGGGUAAUCGCCACGUCAACACCCCAGGAAUACUGAAGAAAUGGCAGCUUAUCUUUUAUGGAACGGCUACCAACCCAAUUAGGAUUCGGACGCAGCAGUUUAAUCCGGUACAGGCGAACCCCUCAAUACUAUCCCCCUUCUCACAAACCCACCUGCCCCAUGGCUUCUACAAUUCCGACUUCUUUGGCGUAUCUGCGUUUCAGACCUACCAGGGUGUCUUCACGGGAUCUGCUUCGAAUGUUCAGGAGUCCGUGGCUAGUCCCGAUGGCUCUGCUGCGUCAAUAUUGACUAACCAAUUGCCAAAUGACGUCGCUUCAAACAGUGAUCGCUUUGCAAAUCAAAGAUGCGAUCCACAGUGUGACUCGCAGGGUUGCUACGGUGACGGGCCGACGCAUUGCAUUGCAUGCAAAAACUACAGACUUGAUAACACCUGCGUUAGUCGAUGCCCGCCAAGGAGCUUUCCAAAUCAGGGCGGACUUUGCUGGCCCUGUCACGAAAGCUGUGAAAAUUGCGCCGGCGCGGGACAGGACUCUUGUCUUUCCUGUGCUCCUGCUCAUCUUCUGGUCACGGACCUUGCUGUCUGCCUGCAGCAGUGCCCCGAGGGAUAUUACGAGAAUUUAGAAAACGGAACGUGCAUACCAUGCGAGGCUAACUGUGCUAGCUGCCAAAAUCGUUCGGAUCAUUGUACUGCGUGUGAACACCACUUAGUCUUGCACGAAAACACGUGCUACGCUGCCUGUCCCAAAAACACGUACGAAACGAUGGACUAUAACUGCGAAGCCUGUCAUACAUCCUGUGAAACUUGCAAUGGCACCGGCGAAACUCAGUGCAUCAGUUGUCGGCCUGGACUCUAUUUUUCCGAAGGUACGUGUCUGGCUUCUUGUCCAACGGGAUUUAGCGCUGAUAAGAAAAGGCGGGAGUGUGUUCAGUGUCCCACGGGAUGUUUGACGUGUACAUCCUCCGGUUGUACCACUUGCAUCCGUGACUGGAACUUGAAUGCCAACAGUUUCUGCGCCCCAGCGAGUCGUACGCGAUGCGAUAGUACUGAAUAUUAUGAAAACGGACGGUGCAAGAGGUGCCAUUCGACAUGCGAGACCUGUGCCGGACCCACCCGUGAUUCCUGCGUCUCCUGUCAGGAGACACUGCUCCUGCAGGGUCAAAAAUGUGUUGCCCAAUGCGAGGACGGUUACUAUUCCGUCGCCCAGCCAGCUAGCAAACCUCUUUGUCUGCCCUGUCUUCAUACAUGCAGGACCUGCACCUCCAGAUUGAACUGUACCACUUGCAAUGAUGGACUUCAGCUGCAGAGUGGCGAGUGUAGAUCUUCCUGUGCUGACGGAUAUUAUAGCGAUCGCGGACAAUGCGCAAAAUGUCACAUGUCCUGCAGAACUUGUUCUGGACCCAGGAGAGAUCAGUGUGUAACCUGCCCGAGAGGCUGGCAAUUGGCUGCAGGAGAAUGUCAUCCAGAAUGUCCCGAAGGAUUCUUUAGGAACAACUUUGGGUGUCAGAAGUGUCAUCAUUACUGCAAGACCUGCAGAGCCGAAGGGCCGCUAGGGUGCACUUCGUGUCCUGCUCACUCUAUGCUGGAUGGCGGCCUUUGCAUAGAAUGUCUCAGUAGCCAGUAUUAUGACUCAGUGACGCAACUCUGCAAAAGCUGUGACUCAAGCUGUCAGAGGUGUACGGGACCAGGAAAGUUUAGUUGCUUGUCAUGCGCUGCUCCGUUGCACAUCGACAAACUGAACAAUCAAUGCGUCCCUUGCUGUCCAGCUAAUAUCAAUAAUGCCGAGGAUCAAGACUGUUGUCUAUGUAAUCCAGCAACGGGUGGUUGCCGGAACAGCUCUCCAGCUGGAAAGCGGACAGUUCCCCGAGACGGAGGUCAGGGGGUUUCGGAUAGCUUUGGCAGAACCGAGGAUUCUGCAUCGUUAGCUGUCACAGCAGCCACCGCCUUUGCAGUGGCGAUUUGCGUUGCGUCAAUCGCUUUGUUUGCUGCGAUAUUUGUCGCUCUUCAGGCCAUAUCUAGGAGGAGAGAGUCGACUCUCGGCUACACAAAAUUGGCCGUGCAGGUGGAACCUAUCGAUGAAAUGGACGCGGAUGAUACAACUCAGCUAAUGACCUAAACUCGAAUUUCGUCGCACCCGCUACAGGACAACUUUUAUUAAACUAUUCCUCUGGAGUCUUCACUCCUAGAUGACUUCCAAAGUUGAGAUCUGCCCAGUGUGCGACGAGAUCCAUAUAGUGAUAUAGGAUUGAUUGUCAUUCAGGGCACAUGCUAGCGCACUUUGAAAAUCGUUGUCUGCAAGUGACAACUAGUAUUUUGACUUGUAACUGAUAGUCAUUUGUACAUGAAUCAGUUUAACCGAUUGACUUGAUCUGAAUGUCAGAAAAAUCAACGAACUGUAUGUAAGGUGUGUCGUGUGCGACUAGUGGACGAUUAAGAGUAUACGUACAGUUAAUCCGUACAUAUUGUAUUGAAAAAGUCGGUACGUUUCGUUCGCUUCUACAGUGUGGACUUGUCAAGACUCGCGCUAUAGAUGACAAAAAGUGUUGUAAAGUGCCUGAUUAAUAAGACCCUUUCAUCUUAAAUCUGCUCAGCCACGACCUUCUUCCUAGACAAAGUUUUAAGACUAGUUCCCAAUUUAUGACAACUCAUUUUCACCAAAAAUCUCGUAGCGAAUGUGAGAUAUAAUUCUGAAUACUGUAGCAGCCGGAGUAACCUUCUCUUUUCAACUUUAUGAAUGGAUAACUGAAGUUCUUUAUUCGUCAUUUUAUUGUAAAAAAUUAUCACAAUUGAUUUACAUAUUUAAUCAUUUUUAUAUAAUAUACAAGUCUGAAAAUU